This is a messenger RNA of Colletotrichum gloeosporioides, 2109 nucleotides long. Its product is annotated as Transcription factor lepE. Gene Ontology annotation, molecular function: DNA-binding transcription activator activity, RNA polymerase II-specific; RNA polymerase II cis-regulatory region sequence-specific DNA binding; zinc ion binding. The coding region runs from base 1 to 2109 and encodes 702 amino acids. NCBI's taxonomy places the organism in Eukaryota, Fungi, Ascomycota, Sordariomycetes, Glomerellales, Glomerellaceae. Gene Ontology annotation, cellular component: nucleus. The transcript has 3 exons. Gene Ontology annotation, biological process: regulation of transcription by RNA polymerase II; DNA-templated transcription; mitochondrial electron transport, ubiquinol to cytochrome c. The record is from RefSeq and is a predicted model, not a curated record.
AUGAGUCUACGCAGCCCGAAGCCGCAGGAACAAUACCGCUUUCGUCUCAGCAGCCCGACCCGCCGCCGCCGCAGCCUGCAUCGGAAUCCGGAAUUUGGCAUUCAUCAUCUCUUUCCUAGUGUUCUCAUCAGCAAACCAUCAGCUUCAACGUGGAAUGGCGAGACGAUUGUGGGAGAGUCACCCGCACACGCAGCGGAGGGCGCCCGCGCCGAGCUGGACGGGUCGCCCACCAUUGCUACGUUGAGCGACGUCUCGGCUCCGCCGACUUUGUUGAUGGCCAAAUCAAGAUACUUCUCUCCGAGUCAUUGGCUGCACUCAGUCAUUCUGAACCUACCAGCCUUGAAAUGGCUAGAUGAGGAGGUGUCUAAACAAGGGGAGUGCUGGCAAGGUCUCCAACGGUGCCGGGCUCUAGGGGAGAGUCUCAAAGCGCAGCGUCUAUUAUUGCGGUUCCCCGGGCAAUAUGGGUCCCAUCUGCCGGAUAAAGACACUUCGUCCAAGUUACUCGGAAACUAUCUUCGCACUUUCGAGACGAUCUACCGCAUCGUCCACGUACCAACACUCAAGCGGGAGCAUAAAGCCUUCUUAGAGAACAACGAAACCUCCCACACAAACUUCAUCAUCACUCUCCAGCUAUGCAUGGCUCUCGGCGCAUGCGUCAGCGAUGGAACCUUCUCAUUCAGACCACAAGCUCUUCAGUGGAUCCACGAAGCCCGCGAAUGGCUCGAGUCGUCCGAGAAGAGAAAAUUGACAAUGAGCGGCAUACAGAUUAUGUGCCUGGUCCACCUCGCUCAGCAGGCGACGGAGUCCUUGUACGGCGACCGCGUGUGGAUCCUCAACGGGACGUUGCUCCGGUCCGCCAUAUACAUCAGCCUCCAUCGGGACCCAACGAAGCUGCCGCGGAUGUCGGUGUUCCAGGCCCAGAUGCGGCGGCGGCUAUGGCUGACUGUGAUGGAGCUGGUGCUUGAUGCGAGUGUUGACUCUGGGCAGUCGCCUUUCAUCUCGGAGGAUGAUUAUGAUUGCGAGCUCCCGGCUGAUUUGAACGAUGAUCAGAUUGGGCCCGAUAUGGAGACGUUGCCGGCUUUGAAUACUGCUAACGCUUCUACGGACAUGUCACUUCAGAUCGCUUUGAAUCGUUCCAUCGGACUUCGACUAUCUGUAGCAAAACACUGGAGCAAAAUCAAACCGACUGGAGGGUACGCUUCCGUGCUACAGCUCGGGUCAGAAUUGGAGGCCGCACGCCAAUUACUAAACAAGACUCUCUCCUCCCUGCGUCCUGAAGCGUCCCAAUUUCAGCACCGCUUCUGCGACACAAUCCUCAUGCGGUACCUCUUCAUCCUCCACAUGCCAUUCGUUCCCCUCUCAAACCCUCUCUUCUGCCACUCACACAAAACCUGCGUCGACGCUGCCCUGGAACUAUCCUACCUCACCCUACCGGCCUCAUACCCGGACAACCCCUUCGUAGAAGCAAUUCGCAUGGUAUCAGGUAUCAAAGAGCCGUGUCUCGACUUCGACCGUCUCGUCACGUGCGGCUCCGGCUCGUUCAGGAUCACCAAGCACCUCGCGACGAGCAUGCUGGCCGCGGACCUGGCCUCGCGGGUAGCUGAGAACGGUGUCGCGAAGCCGGGCUCGGCGUUGCGGAUCGCGGAGGAGCGGUGGCUUCUCCGUGCGGGGGUGGAGUGGGCUGAAGCACGCAUCAGAGCUGGGCAGGAUAAUGUGAAGGAUUAUGUCUUCUUUGCGGUUGUACUGGCUGGUGUUGAGGCCCAGAUGAAUGAAGAAUCGGCUGAGAGGGCUAUGGAACAAGGGGGACGGGAGGUUAUUGAUAAGUGCGUGGAGAUUUUGACGGAGAUGGCGGGUGAUUACGCGGUGCCGCAGGGGAGCUUGGAUAGCGGCCCUUUGGAGGAUAUUGAGGCCACUGACUUUGCUCUAGGAGGACAGAAACAGAGCGGAAUCAUCACGUACGGCAUCGCACCAAAACGUCUCAAUCCGUUAGCUGGAGCCGCUCACAACGCCAUCUUCAACGUCUGGAGACGCUUCGCCGGCCAAUUCUGGUAUAUUGCGCCGCCGAUGGUUGCCGGGUGGUAUGUGAUGUACUGGGCUGAACAGAGGUGA